AUGAAUGUUAAUUGUUCGGAAGAAACUGGUCUUCUGUUUCUUUACGAGAAGAUCAAGAUCAAAGUGGACCUACCAAAGCCUGAUGAAGAUGUUACAGAUAUAUUGGUUAUAGGAAACUUAUUGAUAAUACCAUGUCCAUUGAUUCUUUGUUUAUUCUUGUUCUGUUCGUCUGAUAAGUGUGAAGGUGUCUAUCGUUAUAUGUGCAAGCAACAUCUAGUUACCAGCAUCGAACAUUUGAUGGCAUUGAACGCGUUCUUCCAAUUCUAUCCUGAUGAAGCUGAUCGGUCUACUGUUAUAUUGUAUCACUUGACCAGUUACCUCAGUUCCAUGGUGCCGUUCUGGACUGCGUGUAUAUCAUUGAAGAUGUUUGCAGACCUUUAUAUAGUCAGCGCUGGAUCUAAUGGUUACUCCAAGAAUGAUGUGAUGAAAUUGGCUCGUUUCUCUAUACUCUUAAUAAGUAUGUAUGAGGAAGCUAUGCUGACGAUGUUUCCGUUUUUUGUGAGUCCUUGUGAUGUCAUGGAAUCGUUACUGGUGCCUGCUAUAAGGAUGACUUCUAUCCUCAUGAUCACUUCCAUCCCAGUGACUAUACUAUGUUCCUUCCUAUAUCAUUGUAUAAGAAGAUCAGAUUACAUAAAUUUAAAGCUCGCCGUGAUGUUUCUGAUGCAUCUAUCUACUUUUGUUACAAGCGAUAUAAUUUUGAUAGUUUUUAAGGUAGUCUGCCCCAAGAUGAGUGAGGAUUUGUCAUUAUAUUCUAUAUUACUCUGCGCUAGAAUUGCGUUUGAGGACGAUGGAAUCAUGGAAAUAUUAAAAGGAACCAGUUUAGCAUCUCGUGAUGAAGCCGCUCGAGCUGCUGCUGUUUUGCGCUGGACAUUGCAGCAGGCUCACCGCUGCAGCUGUAGCGGUGUGCAGCUGGCUCGAGACCUGCUAGUGCUGGGAGUGCCGAGAGCUCACGCCGCAGCACUUGCAGAUGCCGCUGAUACAACUAGGGAUGGGUACGAGACUAGGAUCACUUCUAACGGUUUUAUGGUCAACAAGCUAACUGACGUCUCGGCAGCCCCCGGACCUGAAGGAACUGUUGACACUGUCAAGUUGACAUUACACACAGACGACGUGUUCACAGGAAAACAUAGAAAAGAAGAUCUGAUCAUAGACAAGAGCCAAGUGAAGAUAUUGUUGGCUGAGUUAAAGAAAGCAAAACAGAAGAUGGACGAAAUUGACGUUUCAUAA
This is a messenger RNA of Danaus chrysippus (African queen), 1227 nucleotides long. NCBI's taxonomy places the organism in Eukaryota, Metazoa, Arthropoda, Insecta, Lepidoptera, Nymphalidae. The record is from the annotation of a GenBank genome assembly.